Molecule: messenger RNA, 768 nt
Organism: Bufo gargarizans (Asiatic toad)
Lineage: Eukaryota; Metazoa; Chordata; Amphibia; Anura; Bufonidae
Gene: EIF4EBP2
Product: eukaryotic translation initiation factor 4E binding protein 2
Exons: 3
Coding region: 125-466 (113 amino acids)
Biological process (GO): negative regulation of translational initiation
Cellular component (GO): cytoplasm
Molecular function (GO): eukaryotic initiation factor 4E binding
Source: RefSeq, a predicted model, not a curated record
AAAUAAUAGAGGCGCAGCAGCCAAUCCUCCCGCACCGUGCGCCCUCUACCUCAGCCGGCUCCUCCCAGCCCGCCGCUCUCGCUGUCCCCUCACCACCACACUCACAUAACUCCAGGCCAGAACCAUGUCAACCGGACACCAGCACAGCCAGAGCCGGGCCAUCCCCACCAGGACCAUCCCCAUCAGCGACUCCUCUCAGCUACCUCAUGACUACUGCACCACCCCCGGGGGCACGCUCUUCUCCACCACCCCUGGAGGUACAAGGAUCAUCUAUGAUCGUAAGUUUCUCUUGGACCGUCGCAAUUCCCCCCUGGCUCAGACCCCACCCCGCCGCUUGCCUGAUAUCCCUGGAGUGACCAGCCCCAGUACUGUUGUAGAAGUGCCCAAAGUAGAAACGAACAACUUGAACAAUCAUGACAGAAAGACUACUAUUGGUGAUGAUGCUCAGUUUGAAAUGGACAUCUAACCUUCUGGAUGCUUGGCAAGCACUCGAAAUUUGCGUGUACCUGACAUGGCCAAUAGGAUCACUUAAUGAAAAACGGGCAAAGGCGCUCUUAUGCGUUUAGUAAACAGUCCUUCCAGGUGCCAAAGGUCAACGCAACUAGGUUCCCAUUUUUUUUUUUUUCCAAUCUUUACAUUUUUUUUUUCUCCCCCCAAGAAUAAUCCCACCCCAGCUACAAUAAAGUGUGGAGGUGGUGAAGGGACUUGUGACUCUGAUUUGAAUGGCUUGAAGUUGGCAAGUGGGAAUAAAAACAGUUUGCAAACUUG